CCCAGGCGGGGCGCGGGGCAGGAAGUGAGCGAAGCGGCGGGGAGGCGGCGGGGAGCGAGCGGCGGGCGCAGCAACUGUGUGCCAGAAAUAUGGCUACGGACUGGCUCGGGAGCAUCGUGUCAAUUAAUUGUGGAGAAAGCUUGGGAGUCUAUCAAGGACGAGUGUCUGCUGUGGAUCAGGUCAGCCAGACCAUUUCCCUGACGCGGCCUUUCCAUAAUGGGGUCAAGUGCCUCGUGCCAGAAGUCACCUUCAGGGCAGGUGACAUUACUGAGCUGAAAAUUCUGGAGAUCCCAGGGCCAGGGGACAGCAGACAAUGUGGGGAUCUGCAGCAGACAGAAAUGGGCAUCCCCGGUGUUGGAUGCCAAGUGGGUCCCAGUCAGAAUGGCACUGGGAAAGUGUUAAAGAAGCCCAUCUCCAGCAGUGCCCCGCAGAAUAUCCCAAGGAGAACGGACAUGAAGAAUCAGGAUAUUAUCAUCUCUCCGCAGCAGCAGUGCUCCAAGAGCUACAUGGAUCGACAUGUGGAAACAUUGACUCAGUCCAAAGGCUUCCGUCGGAGACACAAUUCCUGGUCAUCCAGUAGCCGUCAUCCAAACCAAGUGACUCCAAAGAAGAGUGGCCUGAAAAACGGGCAAAUGAAGAGCAAAGAUGAUGAGUGCUUUGGGGAUGACAUUGACGAAAUCCCAGACACAGAUUUUGAUUUUGAAGGGAACCUGGCCCUUUUUGACAAGGCAGCUGUGUUUGAAGAGAUUGAAACCUAUGAGAGGAGGAGUGGCACUCGUUCCCGGGGGACCCCCAGUGAGAAACCAGCUCGCUAUCGGCACGACGAGAACAUCUUGGAAUCGGAGCCCAUAGUCUACAGAAGGAUUGUCGUACCCCAGAACGCUAACAAAGAAUUCUGCACGGACUCUGGGCUGGUCGUUCCAAGCGUGUCUUACGAGCUUCACAAAAAGCUGCUCUCGGUUGCUGAGAAGCACGGGCUGACUCUGGAGCGGAGGCUGGAGAUGACGGGAGUGUGCGCGAGUCAGAUGGCCCUGAGCCUCCUUGGGGGACCCAACAGGCUGAACCCGAAGAACGUGCAUCAGCGGCCCACGGUAGCCCUGCUGUGCGGCCCCCACGUGAAGGGGGCCCAGGGCAUCAGCUGCGGACGGCACCUCUCCAACCACGACGUCCACGUCAUCCUUUUCUUACCCAACUUUGUCAAGAUGCUGGAGUCCAUCACCAACGAGCUGAACCUUUUCAGCAAGACCCAAGGCCAGCAGGUGUCCAGCGUCAAAGAUCUCCCAGAUACCCCUGUUGACCUAGUGAUCAACUGCCUAGAUUGUCAUGAAAAUGCCUUUUUGAGAGAUCAGCCUUGGUACAAAGCAGUUGUGGACUGGGCCAACCAGAACCGGGCACCCGUCCUCAGCAUAGACCCUCCGAUCAGCGAAAUGGAGCAGGGCAUCGACGCCAAAUGGUCGCUGGCCUUGGGCCUGCCCCUGCCCCUGGGCGAGAGGGCAGGGCGCGUGUACCUCUGUGACAUUGGCAUUCCCCAGAAGGUCUUUCAGGAAGUGGGAAUAAACUACCACUCACCCUUUGGCUGCAAAUUCGUCAUCCCCCUGCACUCCACUUAGAGCCCGCCCAGCCACACGGCUCUGAAGUGAGAGAAGAGAGAAGGAGGAGGUCUGACAAAUAAGCUGUCCAGUGUGGAUCCUGACUAGUAAACUCGUGACGCCUUAAGGAUGUGAAGUUCUGGAGAGGUUUCCUUCCAGAAGAAAUGUUGUGUAUUUAAAAAAAAAAAAAAAAAAAAAAAAAAAAAGAAAAAAAAGAAGAAUCAUCCUAAAAUGAAACAAAAAAAAAAAAAAAGGAGGAAGCGAAUGUUCCUGCAAAGCUCUUUUCAUUCUCUCGUGCCAUUGUAUGGAGGAACACGCAGGAAGAUGGUGCCUGUCCCCGGCGAAGGUGGCCGCUGUUGCCCAGGCCCGGCCGGGAGGCUGUUCAACGAGGGGGUGUACAUGGAGGUGGUGCAAGUGGUGGGUGGUUUGGAGAUUUGAGGUGUCUUUCUGUCCUGCCGGGUGGAUAGACCCAGCAAGGGCGUCCCGGCGGGAGCAGCGCCCCUCGAUUGUGUAGAAAUACUUUCUGUUGCAGUUGUACCGGGAGGGAGGAUUUGGUUUCGUUCUGUUGUUCUUUUGACUCCCCGCUUCCCUGUUUUAUGUUCCUGAAAGCAGUUGUAGCUCGCUCUCCCUCCUGGACCCUCCAGCCCCUCGAGGAGAGCGUUCCCUCUUCAGAAAGCUUGUGUCAAGAGCCAGAAGCUCUCAGGUCACACGUUCUGGGAACACUGAUGUCCUCAGCUAAGCCUUACUUGCUUAUGUACUCUGUUGGCUUUUCAUUUGUUCACUUAGUGGGUGAAGCCCAGGUCUGUGAGAGUGAGAUGUAUUUUGGAAAAGAACUUUUCCAGGAUAGUCGUGCAUUUGUUUUUGUCGGGGUUUUUGGUUUUGUUGUUUUGUUUUGGUUUUUUUUUUUUUUUUUUCCUCCUUUUUGGCACAGGAAGUGCUGGAUCAGGGGAAGCGUAGCGAAGCAGGGCGGUGUCACUCGGAGUUAGCUGCGUGGUGUAUGGUGCAGGUGACGUUUGGGUAGGUUCCCCCAGUGCUUCCAGCAUCCCACACUUGGUGUGGUUUGGGAAGUAGGUGGUGGAUCCUUUCCUUCCCUUUGGGCUUGAAGCCUGUGUACAGGGUGGGCUUCUCUGUGCUUGUCCGCGUGCCGGGAACCAGCUUGAGGAAGGACUUGGGCCCUCGGCUCCCGCGGUCCUGUUCGCCGGCAGGAGAUGGCGUGGUGAGAGCUGCUGCCCCCCCGGAGGGGUACAGCCGGGGGUUUUUGUGUGAAUUACCGGGGGGGAUCUGCCCCGGGUUGCUCUGCUCACUGCUCUUGUGCUGCGCUCGCUUCCCACGCGCUGCCAGGAGGCGUCGGGUUGUCUUUUCCUGCGUUCGUUUUGUUGGUCCGAUGGAGCCUUGGUGCCGCGUCUAGAGCAGAGCCAAGCUGAGGGAAGCCGGGGUGCUGGCUCUCGGCGUGCUCUCCGCAAGCUUUGUGCCCGGUAGCUGAGCCAGGGAAGCGCUGGAGUGGUGCGGGAGGUGCUGUAAGGGCGAGCUGUUCUCUCAGAGGAACGGGGCAAGACGCAAGGCACAGGCCCGGCGCUCGGCUCCUUGCUUGCUCCCGCUGCCGCGAGUGUGGGCAGUGCUUGAAGCUCUGCUGCUCUUCUGGGACCUCACCCAGAGCUCCUGCAGGUACCUAAACCUUGCACAGACCCUGCUCCGGCACCUGGGAGAGCCGCAGAGCUCCAAAGGGUGCCUUUUCUGGCUCCCUUCUGAGGCUGAAGCGCGGGGACGCGUGGGAAUGGUCACCCGCUGCCGUAGCUGCUCCGUCACGGCGCUCGGCUGAGCCGCAAACCUAUCGACCCGCUUGUGCUCCCAGGGCUGAGGAUUCUACAGAUCAGGCACUCGCCUUUCCCGUUCAUCUGCUUAGAACAAAGACCAAGCGUAUCGGAGGAGGAGGGAAGAGACUUCCCUGCUGGAAAAGAAGCAGUUGAGUAAUUAAUAUUGCCCGGAAGCGUGGUGUGACAGGGCAAAGAGCCGGCCAGGAGGCUGGUGAGCACUGGGCUCACCCCCCGCCCCUGCCAAGCCGCCGGCCCCUUGCCGUUAUCUACCUCAGCAGGACGCGGGGCUCUGCCCCUGGCGCUGUCCGGGCCCCCGGCUCCCCUGAGCUGCUUUCCCCGCCGAGGGCUGGACGACUGACACACGGAGGGGCUGGGCUGGGCUGGGGGGGCUUGGCCAGGGCCGCGGCGGGUGUCGCUCUGCCCUCGAGAGGUUCCUCUCCCGGAGAAAGGGCAAAGCCGAAGCGCCCCUUCCCCGGGUGAACUGUGUUUCAGGUGGAACUGGAGUGGCGACGAAGAAGCUGGGGCUCUGACUCGGCCGCGCUGGGAAGGGAUGGCAGCGGGGCUGGGGGGUUAAAAUCCGCGCGCGAGGCGUCCCGCUGCCUUUCUUUGGGUGUUUCAGCUUCACCUGAUCGUGGGCCAGGCAGAGGAGCAGCGGUUGGGUUAAAAAGGUGGACAGCUGUCCUUGGGUUGUUGCUGUAGUAGUGUUAGCUUUAGUCCCCUUCUUUUCACUUUCCUUGCUCAAGACAUUCUCCAAGAGAGCUUGCUGUUUCAAUCUCUGCUUUCCUUGAACCAGGCUGCAGCCUUUCCUUGCCUCUUCUGGGUUUGGCUAUUAAACUGCAGUUUGUACGCACCGAGCAGUACCAGUGUAGAAAUACUCAAGGUUUCAUCACGGGGUCCUUUUCUGCCUCUAUGCUGCCGUGCCACUGGCAGAAGUUCCGUGCCCUGAAGGGCACUGAGCCACACGAAGAUGUUUUUGCAGGGAUCAGGUCUGCGCUUGCUGCCACCCGGCUCCUGGAAGCGCUACGGCCCCGUGCAGUGCCAGCUGCGCAGCAGUAAGGAUCCCCAUGUUGAAGCAAAAAAAAAAAAAAAAAAAAAUUGUGAGCAGCAUUGCCCAGCAGGAGGGUAGAAACCCUCACGUAAGGAAAGGGAUUCCCAAUCCCCACCAGUGCAGGGCGUUCAGGGCCCAGCAGGCAGCUUUGGGCUGUGUUUGGCCCCGUUAAGCAUUACAGUGUACUCACUUUUUCUGGAGAUGAGAGUAGAUUUGAAUAUUUGGCUGUACUUUCCCUCAGCUAUGAAGUUUUACUAGAGGAAGUACUGGCCUCGCCCACCUGAAAUGCAUCUUUUGUGCAGGUGUGAACUCUUCUGGAGCGCUCAGACCCAGAAAGGGACCUGGGUCCCUUCUUGUCCCCUUUCCCCCCAUGUUGCCAGAGUUAAUUCAAAGAUUGGAACACUUUUUUUUUUUUUUUUUUUUUUUUUAAGCUGUGUUUGAGAUGAUUAGAUAGUUUCUACCCACAACCUUAACCGCCGUUGUAGGAACUGCCCCCGAGUGCUGCUCUCUGGUCACUAACAUGUGAAGAUCACUGCACUAUGUCACUGCUUGAUAUUCCAUUCGUGACCUAAUAUUUGUAACGACUAAUUCCUGCUGAUACUGGGGGGGGGGGGGGAAUGCCCUGAAAUAAAGUGCAACUAUUCAUGUGUGCUA
Molecule: messenger RNA, 5105 nt
Organism: Tyto alba (common barn owl)
Lineage: Eukaryota; Metazoa; Chordata; Aves; Strigiformes; Tytonidae
Gene: EDC3
Product: enhancer of mRNA decapping 3
Exons: 7
Coding region: 90-1610 (506 amino acids)
Biological process (GO): deadenylation-independent decapping of nuclear-transcribed mRNA; P-body assembly
Cellular component (GO): P-body
Molecular function (GO): mRNA binding
Source: RefSeq, a predicted model, not a curated record